CGGGGAUCCCCGGGCUGAAGGCGUCCUUGCAGCUGCUGUGCGUCAAUGGAAGCCUGGCUCAGCUGAGGCUCGGCGGGAACCACUUGACCAGGGACAACUUUAACCAGGGACCACUCGACCAUGGACCACCUUGACUAGAGACCACUUUGACCAGGGAUCACUCUCCAACAUUAGUACCAAAAGAGAUUAGACAGAACUGUCUCGUCAAAGAACCAAAUUCCCACCAUUGGCAGCUUGCUAUAUUUUCUGACCAAAAAGAGUUUGGAGCACUUUUCUCCUUGUGAUCCCAAAGAAGAUGGCUGAUAAACAAAUUAGCUUGCCAGCUAAACUCAUCAAUGGAGGAGCUGCAGGGAUCAUUGGAGUUACUUGUAUCUUUCCAAUUGAUCUGGUUAAAACCAGGCUACAGAAUCAGAGAAGUGGACACCAAGUUUACAAAAGCAUGUUUGACUGUCUAAUCAAAACGUUACGUUCAGAAGGCUAUUUUGGCAUGUAUAGAGGUGCAGCAGUAAAUCUGACCCUUGUAACACCCGAGAAGGCUAUCAAACUGGCUGCUAAUGACUAUUUUAGGCACCUUCUUGCCAAGGAAGGUGUAUCACUGUCCUUAUCGAAGGAGAUGAUGGCAGGUUGUGGUGCUGGUUUUUGCCAGGUCAUUGUCACUACUCCUAUGGAAAUGCUGAAAAUCCAGUUACAAGAUGCUGGGAGACUAGCAUCUCAGCAGCUUGUGAGCAGGGUUCCUUGUUCAGUUCCCGGAUGCAAGCUUGUCGCUGUCAGCCCUGUUCAGACGAGAGCGUACAAUGUAGGACCUGCAGUGUUUCCAAGAAGGAUAUCUGCCACCCAGAUUGCAGCUGAGCUUCUGCACACUCAGGGUAUUAAAGGACUCUACAAGGGCCUUGGAGCCACCUUGCUGAGGGAUGUCCCAUUCUCUAUCAUCUAUUUCCCUCUGUUUGCCCAUCUGAACAAAGCAGAACAGGAUUCCAUGGAGGAAAGGGCGCCUUUCAUCUGUUCUUUUCUUGCUGGUUGCAUGGCUGGCUCAGUGGCAGCUGUUUCUGUUAAUCCUUGUGAUGUAAUAAAGACUCGUCUCCAAUCAAUGGGCAAGGGAAGAAAUGAGGAAAGCUAUAAUGGAAUUAUUGAUUGUGCAAGGAAGAUAUGGAUGAAGGAGGGUCCCUCCGCCUUUCUGAAGGGGGCUGGUUGCAGAGCGCUGGUCAUUGCACCUCUCUUCGGUAUAGCCCAAGUUAUUUACUUCAUUGGCCUUGGAGAGUUUCUUAUAGAUCUAUAUCAAUACAGAAGACUUUCUCCCUAAACUACUCUCAUUCAUUGAAUUUCAAUGCAUAGGUCCACAAGAAUAACCAGGAGAAAACUAUGGCAGCUCAGGUUUUUUUUUCCCUUGGGGAAAUUUGGACACAAAGGUGAAUCAUGCAGACCUCCUUAAGUAUUGCCAGAUUUUUCAGGCAAUGUGCCUAUGCUAGGUUGUUUCCUAGCAGUAACAUUGGGAUUUUAAAACCAGAAUUGUGGUGGUAGGGUGGACAUCUGUAAGUGUAAGUAGUUUUGGAGCUGAGAGACUGAAGUCUCUGAGAAGGAAACAUUGGUGGCUUCUUUUAUUUAGCCUAGCCAUGAGGAUGAGGAGAAUUAAUCUUUUUUAAAUGUAUAAAUGGAAGAAGAGAAAUGCUACCCAGUUAUUGUGGGCCAAAUCUUUUGAACUUAAUGAUAAACAAACUGAGCAAUUAUGUUUGGGGUUAUAUAAAUGCUGUCAAUCCAUCCUGCAUGCAGACUUCUCAGCUAUAUCACAUAACUAGUAAUAUUAUUUAAUAAAAUUUUCUCUGCUGUUUCAUUUACCAAAGGUAAAUUAGGGAACAAUGUUUGUAACUUUUUAUACAUCCAUUUUUAUGACUUUAUACUGAUAUAUUUUAAAAAUUGGUUCCUGUGGUGACUGCAAAGUAACUUGAGAACAACACAUGUGUUGUAUGAAAAGACAACUAGGUAGCUACCCCAAAGUUUUGUAUAUGCAAAUGAGUGCCAAGGUUCUCAAAAAUGCUCUUCAGAACAUUAUAGUUCUCCUGAGUAUUGAAGGGUUUAUCUCAUUAUAGAUACUGUUCGGCCACACUGCUACACAGUUUUCCUUUGUUAGCUGUUACAUCUAUGUGUUUAGGUAACUUUAUUACUGCUCUUAUUGUUCAUAAUGAACUACAGAAUUUCUCUGUUAUUGGGCUCAUCUAAGAGACCAUCUUCAAGGGAGAGUGUCAAUGUGGUCUUUUGUGAAGAAUUCUAAGCUGAUUUCGGAACACUCACGUUUAUGUAAACAGUUCAAGGAUUAUCAUAUUUCUGCCCUUACCCUGGCAUAAUAAAAAGGCUCAGACCAAUAUAA
Molecule: messenger RNA, 2362 nt
Organism: Anolis carolinensis (green anole)
Lineage: Eukaryota; Metazoa; Chordata; Lepidosauria; Squamata; Anolidae
Product: mitochondrial glutamate carrier 1
Exons: 11
Coding region: 296-1300 (334 amino acids)
Biological process (GO): malate-aspartate shuttle; L-glutamate transmembrane transport; aspartate transmembrane transport
Molecular function (GO): L-aspartate transmembrane transporter activity; L-glutamate transmembrane transporter activity
Source: RefSeq, a predicted model, not a curated record